AUGCGUCUCCAUUCAGGCGCCUCUGUCGCGGCCUUCGCCGCGGCCGCCAGUGCCAAGUCUCUCUCCGAUGUAUGCACAUUGUCCAAUGUCAAGUCUGCUUUGCCCUCCAACGGCACUCUGCUUGGUAUCAACCUGAUUUCUUCCUCUUCUACUGCCGCUGCUGUCUACAACGCUAGCACUGGUGGCAUGGGCAGCACUACCAGCGCGACUUACAGCUACUGCAACGUGACCCUCACCUACACUCACCCCGGCAAGGGUGACACCGUCAUUGUCAAGUACGCUCUCCCCGAGCCCUCCGACUUCAAGAAGCGCUUCUACGUCGCUGGCGGCGGUGGCUAUUCUCUGAGCACUGAUGCGACCGGCGGUCUGGAGUACGGUGCCGCCGGUGGUGCCACUUCUGCUGGAUACGAUGCCUUGGACGGCGUCAGCUACGAUGACGUUGUGCUGUACGGUAACGGCUCCAUCAACUGGGAUGCGACCUACAUGUUCGGCUACCAGGCUCUGGGUGAGAUGACCCAGCUGGGCAAGUACUUCACCAAGGGUUUCUACGACCUUUCGACCGACUCCAAGGUCUACACCUACUACGAGGGAUGCUCCGAUGGUGGUCGUGAGGGUAUGAGCCAGAUUCAGCGUUAUGGUGAGGAGUACGACGGUGUUAUCACCGGUGCUCCGGCUUUCCGCUACGGCCAGCAGCAGGUUAACCACGUCUUCUCCGCCGAGGUCGAGAAGACUCUGGACUACUACCCUCCUCCUUGCGAACUCGCCAAGAUUGUCAACGCCACUAUCAAGGCUUGCGACCCUCUCGACGGCCGUACUGACGGUGUCAUUUCUCGUACCGACCUGUGCAAGCUGCACUUCAACAUGUCUUCCGUCAUUGGCCAGGAGUACUACUGCGCCGCCGAGACCAGCACUUCUCUGGGCUUCGGUUUCAGCAGCAAGGUUAAGCGCCAGGCAGCGGGCAGCCAGACCAGCUACCAGCCCGUUCAGAGCGGCACUGUGUCUGCCGAGGCCGUUGCCGUUGCACAGGCUAUCGUCGAUGGUCUGCACAACUCUAAGGGCGAGCGCGCUUACCUCUCGUGGCAGAUUGGUUCCGAGUUCACCGAUGCCGAGACCGAGUGGAACAACAGCACCCAGAAGUGGGAGCUGGAUAUCCCUUCGACCGGCGGUGAGUUUGUGACCAAGUUCGUCCAGCUUUUGGACCUGGACAACCUGUCCGACUUGGACGGCAUUACCUACGAUACUCUGGUUGAGUGGAUGAACACCGCCAUGGUGCGCUACAUGGACAGCCUGCAGACCACCCUGCCCGACCUCACUCCCUUCCAGUCCUCCGGUGGCAAGCUGCUGCACUACCACGGCGAGUCGGACCCCUCAGUCCCCUCCGCCUCUUCCGUGCACUACUGGCAGUCCGUCCGCUCCAUCAUGUACCCCGACGCCACCGAGAAGCAGGCCCUCGCCAAGCUCCAGGACUGGUACCAGUUCUACCUGAUCCCCGGUGCGGCCCACUGCGGAACCAACUCCCUGCAGCCCGGCCCUUACCCCGAGGAUAACAUGGAGAUCAUGAUCAACUGGGUUGAGAACGGUGUUAAGCCCACUCGCUUGAAUGCCACCGUCUCUUCUGGUACCUACGAGGGUGAGACUCAGAUGCUGUGCCAGUGGCCUUCUCGUCCUCUGUGGCGCAGCAACUCUACCUUUGACUGUGUCUACGACAAGAAGUCGAUUGAGAGCUGGACCUAUGAAUUCCCUGCCUUCAAGGUUCCCGUGUACUAA
Molecule: messenger RNA, 1767 nt
Organism: Penicillium cataractarum
Lineage: Eukaryota; Fungi; Ascomycota; Eurotiomycetes; Eurotiales; Aspergillaceae
Product: putative tannase
Exons: 1
Coding region: 1-1767 (588 amino acids)
Source: RefSeq, a predicted model, not a curated record